This is a messenger RNA of Pan troglodytes (chimpanzee), 4217 nucleotides long. It is a transcript of the gene SPATA21, whose product is annotated as spermatogenesis associated 21. Gene Ontology annotation, biological process: polysaccharide catabolic process. The transcript is spliced from 11 exons. The record is from RefSeq and is a predicted model, not a curated record. NCBI's taxonomy places the organism in Eukaryota, Metazoa, Chordata, Mammalia, Primates, Hominidae. Gene Ontology annotation, molecular function: calcium ion binding; hydrolase activity, hydrolyzing O-glycosyl compounds. Bases 2096 to 3721 code for a protein of 541 amino acids.
AACAUAAAAUUUACCAUUUUAAGUGUGCAAUGCUGUGAAAUUAAGUACAUUCACAAUAUUGUGCAACUAUACCAUGCUUUCCAGAACUUUUCAUCAUCCCAAACAGAAACUCCACACCCAUUAGCAAUAACUUCCCAUUUCCUUCUGCACCAUCCCUUAGUAACCUCUGUUUUACUUUCUGUCUCUAUGAAUUUGCCUUUUCUAGAUACCUCUUAUAAGUGGAAUCAUACAAUAUUGGGCUUUUGUGUUUCUUAUUUCACUUAGCAUCAAGUUUUCAAGGUUCAUUCAUGUAGCAUGGAUCAGAAUUUCAUUCCUUUUAAUGGAGGGAUAAUAUUCCAUUGCAUGUAUAUACCAUAUUUUGUUUAUCCAUUCAUCUGUCAACAAUUGGGAUGUUAUCACCUUUUGGUAUUGGGAAUCGGGCUACUAUGAGCAUUGGUGUUCAAACACUUGUUCUAGUCCUGUUUUCCAUUUUCUUGAGUGUAUACAUAGGAGUGAAACUGCUGAGUUAUACAAUAAUGCUAUGUUUAGUGGUUUUGUUUUGUUUUGUUUUGUUUGAAACAGCAUCUCACUCUGUUGCCCAGGCUGGAAUGCACUGGCAUGAUCACGGCUCACUGCAGCCUCAACCUCCCAGGCUCAAGUGAUCCUCCCAACUCAGCCUCCCAAGUAGCUGGGACUACAGGUGUGAACCACCAUGUCCGGCCUUGCUCACCUUUUUGAGGAGCCUCCAAACUGUCUUCCACAGCAGCAGCACCAUUUACGUUCACAAGGGUUUCAAUUUCUUCACAUUUUUGCAAAUAUUGGUUAUUUUUCUUUUCUUUUCUUUUCUUUUUUCUUUUCUUUUUUUUUUUUUUGACAGAGUCUCUCUCUUUCUCUCUCUCUCUGUCACCCCACACUGGAGUGCAAUGGUGCGAUCAUCACUCACUGCAGCCUCAAAUUCCCGGGCUCAAGGGAUCCUCCUGCCUCAACCUUUUGAGUAGCUGGGCCUACAGGCACACACGACCCUACCCUGCUAAUUUUCUUACUUUUUGUAGAGACGGGGGUCUUGCUAUGUUGCCCAGGCUGGUCUUGAAUUCCUGUCUUCAAGAGAUCCUCCUGCCUCAGCCUUCCAAAGUGCUAGGAUUAUAGGCAUGAGCCACCAUACCUGGCCUUAUUUUCCAAUUUUUUCUUUGAGACUAAGUCUCACUCUACCACCCAGGCUGGAAGACAGUGGCAUGAUCUCGGCUCACUGCAACUUCUGCCUCCCAGGUUCAAGUGAUUCUCGUGCCUCAGCCUCCUAAGUAGCUGGGAUUACAGGCAUGCGCCACUAUGCCUGGCUAAUUUUUGUAUUUUUAGUAGAGACGGGGUUUCACCAUGUUGGCCAGGCUGGUCUAUAACUCUUGACCUCAAGUGAUCCACCCACCUCGGCCUCCCAAAGUGCUGGGAUUACAGGUGUGAGCCACCGCACCCAGCCAUUCAGAGCACUUUCAGUUCUGUUCAGUCUAACAAAGACAGGCAUCGAGCACAUACCCUAUGCCAGGUGCUGAGUACUGGGGUCACUGAGUUGUGGCCAAUCCAGCUCCUACCAUCCUGGAGCUCGCAGACUGGAGGAGACAGAGAGAAAAGCAGUCAUUGGCAACGCAGAAUGAAAGGUACUGUAAUGAAGCAAAUUCACAGGGGGCUGUGGGAGCAAAGAGAAGAAACCCCACACAGUCUGGGGAGAGUCAGGGAAGGCUUUCUGGGAGAGAGUACCCUGGCACAAUAAUCACUGUGCAGUUGGCAAGGCAAUGAUUGUUAUCUUCAUUGUGUAAUGGGGGCCACUGAACCAGUGACAAGCUGGGGGAAAUGACACUGUCCAGUAGUUGGAGGUCACACAGCCCCUUGCCUUAUUCUCAAACCCUAACCACAUGGCUGGAUAUUCCUGAAAUGCAUUCCUAAACCUCUGCUGCUGAGAAUAAUUGGACCUGCCAUCUAUUCCCAGUUUAACUGCCCUGUAUACCAAACAAAUCCAAUUCAAGCCAACAGGCAAAGUAUAGGCUCAGACAGAGUCCAUCCUAUGUGCGAGGCGGUGAGCAGGGGUGGAAAAUCUCACUGUGACUCAUCCAGCUGAUUUCUGGUCAUGUUUCCGGAUGCUUCGGAAGUGGGCAGCAGGAAGCACCUCUCAUCAGCUUCACGAGGGCCAGAGAAGGGGCCCAGACACAGAGAUGCAUUUGAGAAGGGGCCUUCAGAGCUCAGAAUCCAGGAGCAGGGGCCUCCAGCAAGACCAGGGAAGAAACAGUCCUCUUGGGUCCCCCAGGAAGGGUCCCAGGAGCUGCAAGCAGGCCAGGAUCAGAGUGAGCUGGGGUUGCUGCCUUCCUGGGUUCCUGAAGUACCUGAAGGGCUGCAGCAGCUGGGCUCCGGAAAGGAGAUCAAGGGCCAGCAGGGGAGGCAACGGAACCGGGGAAUCGGGGAGGAUCAGCCUCCUGAGAGCUGCCAGGAGGUGAGGGACAUUGGAGAGAGGCAGGAGCCAGACCGUGCGCAGCAGCAGCCUCAGAAGCCCGCGGUGGCUGCAGGGACACAGAGCCUCGGGAACUUCCGGCAGGGCUUCAUGAAGUGCUUGCUGGAGGUGGAGAAAAUGGAGGCCUCCCAUCGGAGAGCCUCGAAGGCCCGGUCCCAGACAGCCCAGAAGUCGCCCAGGACCCUGACCCCGGUGCCCACCUCAGCUCCAAGCCUGCCUCAGACCCCUGCCUCGGUCCCUGCCAGCGGCCCAUCGUGGGCCCGGCUGCCAGCUCCCGGGCCAGAACCUGCCCCCAUGGGAGCCCCGGUCCCCACCUCCAUGCCUUGCCCUGUCCUGCUGGGCCCUGCCCUGGACCUGGGCUGGAGAAGGAUGGAACUCUUGCACCAGAGCAGCGAGAGAACCCUGAGCUACGCCAAGGCGCGGCAGGAGCUGGAAGAGCAGAGCCUCCAAAAGCUUUAUCAAAACCGGGAGAAGUCCGAGGAGCAACUGACCCUGAAGCAAGAGGAAGCCUUCCGCAGCUACUUUGAGAUCUUCAAUGGCCCUGGUGAGGUGGAUGCACAGAGCCUGAAGAAUAUCCUGCUCCUAAUGGGCUUCUCUGUGACGCCGGCCCAGGUGGAGGACGCCCUGAUGAGUGCUGAUGUCAAUGGAGAUGGUCGUGUGGACUUCAAAGACUUCUUGGCUGUGAUGACAGACACCAGGCGCUUCUUCUGCUCUGUGGAACAGAACGCCCUGUCGGACAUGGCUCCCCACAACCCCCACACUCUACUCUUUGAGAUCCUGUCCCUGCUGGUAGAGAUGCUGGCCUUACCAGAGGCAGUCUUAGAGGAAAUCACAAACUACUACCAGAAAAAGCUGAAGGAAGGCACCUGCAAGGCCCAGGAGAUGGAAGCGGCCGUAGGCCGGCUGCGGUUGCAGAAGAAGCUUCUCUACAACCCCCAGCAAGAAGAGAGCUCAGAAGUUCCAGAACGAAAGGUGCUCAGUAUCCUGAGCCGGCUGAAGCAGCAGAACUAUGCUCCCAACCUGCAGAGCCCCUAUGCCCAGGUGCCCUGCAUCCUGCUCUGCCCACGGCUGGACAAGAAGAUGGUCCGUAGGCAGCCGAGCAACCACUAUGCACUAGACCAGUGCACACCCCCUGGCCUGGAUCCUGAUAUCCGCAGCCCCUUCUUCCAGUCAGGAUCUCAAGGAAACAGGGAACACAACUCUGACAGCAGAAAGUGGCUCAGCUCUGUGCCAGCUCGAACCCACUGACCCUCUGGAGGCCUGACUCUAGGCAGCUGCUCAAGGCCUGCAGACAGAUGGGCCACCAGGCAGAAGCUGCUGCUGGGAUUUGCUUUUGUGGCCUGGUGAGCUAAUAAACACCAAUAACUUCAGCCUCUGUGCCUCUUGCCAAGAAAGGCCCUCAAGUUGUCACCCAGCCACCACUGGGCUCUCAGAGUGCAGGGUUCCACCUCAAAGCCCUGCCCGGGGUUGGGGUUUCUGCUACAGGUGCCCCUGCUUGCAGUCUUGACCUUCUGUGCCUUCUCAAAGCACAGGGCUAGGCCUCUCCUCAGGUGAGCACAUCCCCCUCUGGACUGGGAGCCCCACAAAAGCAGCCAUUCUCUCUCUCCACUGGCUCUAAGACAGGCCCUGUGGAAGAGCAGGAGGUGGCCUCUGCAUGCUCCCCCGACAGAGCCCCAGGACCCAGGGCUCUCAUUCUCUGGGAGCCCCAAGAGGGGUGGGUCCUUUCCCCUCAACCCACAUACCA